UCUGUGGGUGAAAUAAAGCAGACUUGGUGUGACAGUUGGAGCUUUAUUUUAUUUACUGAAAAUACAUUCCAUAUUGUCCUUCUUGCUUCUGGUUUUAUUUCUUUUUUUUAUUUCUUUCAAUAUAGGAUAAAUUAAUACAUUGUAAUAUGAAUAAUUAUGAACUGAAAACUACAAUGAGCUAUGAUCUGUUUUUCUAUGUAACAUCCUCAAACAUCCUGGAGUAAAUCAGAUUUGAUUUAGCAAUGUGAUUAACUUAUUAUUUUAAGGAUCCCCCAUUCAGCCUUUUAUAAUUUUUUAUUUAACCUUUAUUUAAUUAGGCAAGUCAGUUAAGAAGAAGUUCUUAUUUACGAUGAUGGCCUACAGGGGAACAGUGGGUUUAACUGCCUUGUUCAGGGGAAGAACGACAGAUAUUUACCUUGUCAGCUUGGGGAUUCGAUCUAGUAACCUUUGGGUUACUGGCCCAACGCUCUAAUCACUCGGCUACCUGCCGCCCCAAGCCUUCACCACGGUCGUAAGGUUUACUAGAAUGUUUCCAGACUUAUCAUUCCACUAUGCUUUGCACUGCUGUGAACAACCACAAUCAUUUUAAUUGAACCUUGUCUUUAUCAAAUCAAAUGUAUCCCAUUUAGAUGGAGUAUGUUUUCAAGAGAAACCUGGUCCUUAGACUGCAGCAGUUUUGAGAAAGGUAUUUGGGGAGACGGCCGCUAUUAUUAGCUCUGCUCUGCUUUAGUUUUUUUUACUCCGUCUGGUUUUACUUUACACCUUAACAAUCUGUCUGACUGGGUCAUAUGUUGUGAUGGUGCACACCCCAAUGCUAGAUCAGUGUUUUGAAACAGUUUUGAAACAGUCCCUUGAGGAGAUGACAUGUGGUUACUUUGUUUCCCAAUCCUGGUCUUGAGAGACCAGUGUGUGCUGGUAUUUUAUCAUAACCAUCCUCUGUUUAAAUUUGUGUUGAUUUGUUACAGGGUACUGAAUACCAGUUUACACAGGGACCCUUCAGGCAGGUGUGUAACUUGCGGCACAACGGGUCAAUUUGAACCCCCCGCCCCCCCCCAAAAUAAUAUGCCAUGUUUAGUUUGAUUUCCCACUGUAAAGCGCCAAGCACCUACAGGCUUUCUGGCUUUGCACCACAGAAUCAGUUCCUCAUUUUAUGAUGUUUUAUGAUCAUAUCUCCCCACUGCCAAAUAUGCUUUUUGCUCUGCCGGGUCCAAGGGAGGUUGGCCCAUGAUAAGCGCAGAAAUGCGCACAAUGCAGUAUAGGCUACACUCGAAUGUUCCAAAAUGCAAUUGGUGGGAGCCGUUGUAAAAAAGCGCACCGAAUGUCAGUGGUUUUAUGUGACCGAGAUGAGCAUUUAGAAAGAGGGGAGAUCUAAAGAUGCAACAGCUAGCAUGGGUUGCUAAUAUAACUAGGAUUGUCUUGGGCUGCUGGAUGACGAAUUAAUGUUGAUAGAAACCUGCUAGAAAUGCUGGUUUUCGUGGCAUAAGGAACUGUUUAUAAAAUAAUUCCCUCAAUAUUUUAUGGUCUGAUUUUUGCUAGGCUACUUCGGAACAAGUCUAUCGCCACUGCUAACAUGGAUCAGGCCCAGCUGGAAGCCUUCCUUACUGCCCAGACCAGGAAGCAGGGCACGGGGGGUGUGAGCGCCGAGCAGGCGGCCGCCCUCUCCCGGUUUUGGAAGAGCCACCGGGUCCGGGUGAGGGAGAGCCUGCUGGGCCAGAGCCGCUGGGAGCCCGGCCUGAAGGGCCUCACCUGGAGGGUGGACCUCCAGACCUCAGCCAGCAGAGGGGGUGCUGUUAACAUUCCCGUGGCCCUGGUGGAGCUGGAACUGGGCAGGACUGGAGCGGAUUCAGACUUUGUGUGUCUGGAGUUUGACGAGGCGAAGGUGAACCAGGUGUUGAAGAAGAUGGCAGAGAUCCAGGAGAGCAUCGACGCCAUCGUACACCGCAGCUAGGGUCUACAUUUCUGUGUGAAAUAGGAGAGAAACGUCCCCGUUCUAUAAAAACAAUAAGUGGUUUCCAGUCUUUUCCUGUCAUUUCUUUUCAUUCUAUGACUUGGACAGAAAACAUUAGCCUGCCAGGUAGCAGACAGGAAAACUAUGCAUUAUAGAUGUAUCUUUAUACCUUAUUUACAGUAAGUCCUAUCUGUUGAGUCUAACAAAUGGGAUAUUGUUCUAUCAAUGCUAGAGAGAACCUGCUGUUUUGUUUUGUGGCCGGGAUGGAAGACUUCUUUUCACGUACAGAACAUACAGUACUGUUAUGCUUGAUUUACAAUUAGUGCAAUGUCCAUUUUGUACAUACCUGUUGCCAUUCCAGACAGUGAUACAUUGAUAUUUCAGUUCAAGCCUAGUAAACCUAACAUCCCCUUGCUUAAUGUUGGGCAGACAACUUGUACGAUAUCGUUGUUCCCAAAGGAACUGCUUCUUCCCACACUAUUUCUAGCCCCUCAACAUUCCGGCUGCCUGACCUGGUCUGAACUUUCCGUACUGGGCACAGGCCAGGGGUGUAGGCUGUUCAGUGAGGUGAGACAUUCACAACAUUGCAAGUAGAAAUAGAAAUGACGAGAUUUGCUAUUCUACAUGACAGACAAGCCUAUAUGUUGUACAUGCAAAAUAAUGAUCUGAAUAUGUUGUAUGGUUGCACCCUCCUGGACAGACCCACAUGCUGUCCCAAUUGGCCCAAUGUCUUAAAUAUCCAUAUUUUCUUGUCUCACUUAUUUUGUAUUGAUUGGAAAGACUUUUGAUUGUUGAAAAGCAAAAUGAUGGGAAGUAUCUGGUCCUUUGAACUGUCAGUGAUCAUAGAAGAGAAAGAAUGAACAUUUAUUCAUCCAUAGUGAUGUCAUAAAGAUGAAUUUGUACAAUAAAGGUUAGAGCUGGGACGAUAAACCAAAAAUGAUUGAUACUGACCGAACCAACAUUUUUCUCUAACAUUUUCCUGAUAUUGAUAUUAACGAUAAGUAGCCUUUACUAGAGGAAUAUGUAGUUUAAAGACAAUCAGUAAGUCUGCUAAUAUACGCUAUUUCUAACACAUUCAUGUUAUCAAUGUAUUCAGUUUGUCGUUAUCGUGAUAAUUCAGUCAAUUUAUCGUGAUUUGUCCAUAUCGCCCAGCUCUAAUGAAAGGUCCCUGUCAUCUUGUUACCCCCAUUUGCAGAAUGGGAUAUCAACCCACACUUUGGAUCAGGUGUUAAAAAAAAUAUUAAACCAUAACAAAAAUGUAUCAAAGCCUGCUUUUCAUGUUGUCUUUGUAAUUAAUAAACCAAAGUUAAAGGA
Molecule: messenger RNA, 3262 nt
Organism: Oncorhynchus keta (chum salmon)
Lineage: Eukaryota; Metazoa; Chordata; Actinopteri; Salmoniformes; Salmonidae
Product: COMM domain-containing protein 1-like
Exons: 3
Coding region: 1571-1948 (125 amino acids)
Biological process (GO): regulation of proteasomal ubiquitin-dependent protein catabolic process; negative regulation of sodium ion transmembrane transport; negative regulation of protein localization to cell surface
Cellular component (GO): endosome
Source: RefSeq, a predicted model, not a curated record